AUGAUAUCUGGAAUGAUAUUGAAAGAUUUGGUAAUUUUUCACAAGAUUCAAGUAUUAACAAUAGAAAGGUUAAUGAGACUAAUUCCUAACUUUAAAUCUAUUCAAAUAAAUCAAGAUCAAACAAUUAAGAAUGGUGACAAUAUUGAUGAUAAUGGAGGUGAGAAAUAUAAUGAAGUUGAGAUCGAUGAAUUCAUCUGGCUAAAAGACAGUAAAAGCAAUUGUUCUGAAAAUUCUUCGGGAUCUAAUAAAGGUUCUUAUGGCGUGGGACUAUCAAAUGCAUAUGAGAUCUUAAAUAGUAAAACUGAACCAAAACAGUCUUUAUGGCCAAGUGAAACAUAUAGGGAAUUCAUGACAGCUGUAACACAAUACCAUCUUUCGGAUGCAGCUGCUGACUCUAUGUUGCGUAUAAUUCGAAAAAGUUGUACUGAAACUCUUCCUAGUUCUACACGAAAAGGAAAAAUCUACAAAUUUCAGUAUCGGCCAAUUUUUGAUGCAAUCAAAAGUCUUGUAUCAAAUACUGAUUUAAGUAAAGAUUUUCUUUUUGAUUAUAAUGAACAAUGGGAACCUAACAAAAAUACUGCAAACUGGUGGCGUGAAAGACAAAAUCCAUUUAGCAAGAUUCUGGCCGUUAUGAUAUAUACUGAUGGGACAACACUUGAUUCUUUAGGAAAACAAUCGGAAUAUCCUAUUUUUUUAACUUUAGGCAAUAUUCCGAACUGGCGUCGAAAUUUUCCUGACGCUAAAGUCUUAAUUGAAUUUCUUCAACAUUUAACUACUCGAAAUAAUAAAUUAAGAGAAUCGAAAGAAUUUAGACAAAUGCAACGGAAAUUAGAACAAUGUGCUUUAAAAAUUUUAUUGGAACAACUUCUUCAAAAUGAUAGUAUUUAUUUAGCAAUAAAUGGAACCGUUGAACAUUUUACUCCUUAUUUGUCUACUAUACUUGCAGAUAUGUUGGAAGCACAAAAUAUUUGUUGUACUUACAAGUCAUAUCGUGCAAAAUAUCCUUGCUAUAAAUGUCUUACGCCUGGCGAUAAACUGAAUAAUAUGCAUAUUGAACAGAAUUCAAUAAUUUUACGAACACAUGAAAAUAUGCGUGAGGCUGUAAUUUCUCACAAUGCUGCAGAAUACUCCAUUCAUGACCACGAAAAUUUUUUUUGGAAUUUCAGAAUGACAAAUAUUUAUGAUGCAGUAGCCAUGGAUCGUAUGCAUCUUCAGGAAAUUGGACUAUUUCCAUAUAUGCUUAAUUUUACAAGAGAUAUGAUUAUGCAGCAAUGUGGCAAUAAAAUUCUCACUAAAAUGGAUAAUAGAUUAGCUAAUAUCACACCGUUUAAUGGUUUAAAAAUAUUAUCAAAAGGAUAUCAGCGCAGAAUAAAAUUUACAGGAGCUGAAAUGCGAGAUGUAAUGAAAAUUAUUAUAUUCGUAAUUGAUGAACUCUAUACAGUUGAUGAUAAAAAUGCAGCUUCAAUUUCUUUUAUUCCAUACAUGACGCUUAUUGAUUGUUAUAUUAAAUUUGUUAAGAUGUAUAUAACGUCAAGAAAGGAACAAUUCAGUGAUGAAGAUGAUUUGAGAAUUUUUGAGAAUGAGAUAAUUGACUGGACACGAGCUUUUGUAAAAUUAUUUAAACGAUUUUCUACUAGCAGCCUUCAAUUACCAAAACUUCAUAUGUGGAGAUAUCACACAAUUCAUACUAUUCAAAGUUAUGGUACAAUAAAUGGGCUAACUACCAAAACAUACGAGACAUUACACAAAAACUGGGUAAAAAACCCGUAUAGAAUGACAAAUAAAAAAAAUAUUUUAGAUCAAAUGUUUAAAACGAUUCGCCGGCAAACAAUUAUAUCAAUUCCAAAAAAAAUCUUUAAAUCAAAAUUAGAAAUUAUGAAGUCAUUACUUUGGGAAUUGCCAAUUAGUGAAUUACAAUCUCUUCAGAUAAAACUUGAACAUGAAAAGAUUGUAGAUGACUUGUGCAUUGAAGGAAUGAAUCAUUUAAUUAAUUGCUUAGACCAUUAUUUAGACGAAAAAUCUAAUGUAUCUGAAAGUGAAGAUAUUUAUUUGAAAAUCUAUGCUACUGGGAUUUUAUCAAAUAACGAAAUUAUAUAUGCAACUAGCAAGUUUCAUGGUCAUGCAAGAUUUAGUGAAGUUGCAAUUGCGAUGGAAGAUGCAGAUUACUUGACUGAUGAUGGAAUAUGUUAUGGCAAAGUUUAG
This is a messenger RNA of Rhizophagus irregularis DAOM 181602=DAOM 197198, 2202 nucleotides long. RefSeq lists its product as uncharacterized. Lineage: Eukaryota; Fungi; Glomeromycota; Glomeromycetes; Glomerales; Glomeraceae. The record is from RefSeq and is a predicted model, not a curated record.